GUGUGCGAGUCGAGUGACGUGAGGGGCAUGUUUCAUUCCUUUCCGGUAUCGAUCGCCGAGAGGACUAGUUGUACCUUCGCCAUCCUGGUCAUUUUCUAUCCGGCAAGAUGACAUCCAAGGUUUCGCGUGAUACUCUUUACGAGUGCGUAAACGGCGUGCUCCAACACUCGCAAGAAAAGAAGAGGAAUUUUUUGGAAACCAUAGAGCUUCAGAUCGGUUUGAAGAACUAUGAUCCGCAAAAAGACAAACGUUUCUCGGGAACUGUCAAGCUGAAGAAUAUUCCCAGACCAAAAAUGCAAGUGUGUGUUCUUGGCGAUCAACAGCAUUGCGAUGAGGCUAAAGCUAAUAAUAUUCCAUAUAUGGAUGCGGAGGCAUUGAAAAAACUUAACAAGAACAAGAAACUCGUUAAAAAACUCGCAAAGAAAUACGAUGCGUUUUUAGCGAGUGAGUCAUUGAUUAAACAAAUUCCUCGUCUUCUCGGUCCUGGUUUAAAUAAAGCCGGUAAAUUUCCUGGACUUUUGUCUCACCAGGAAUCGAUGGUCGGCAAAAUCGAUGAAGUUAAAGCCACUAUCAAAUUUCAAAUGAAAAAGGUGUUAUGUCUAUCAGUAGCCGUUGGACACGUUGAUAUGACUCCCGAUGAAUUGGUGCAAAAUGUUCACCUCUCGAUAAAUUUCCUCGUUUCGUUGUUAAAGAAACAUUGGCAGAAUGUGCGUUCACUUCACAUCAAAUCUACUAUGGGACCACCACAGAGAUUGUACUAAGUACAUAUGCACUUAAUACAAAUAUAUGUCGAAUAUAAAUUCGUUGGAAUAAAAAAAUAAAAAUUU
Cataglyphis hispanica is the source of this 827-nucleotide messenger RNA. RefSeq names its product 60S ribosomal protein L10a (gene RpL10Ab). The transcript has 5 exons. Gene Ontology annotation, biological process: translation. NCBI's taxonomy places the organism in Eukaryota, Metazoa, Arthropoda, Insecta, Hymenoptera, Formicidae. Gene Ontology annotation, cellular component: large ribosomal subunit. The record is from RefSeq and is a predicted model, not a curated record. Gene Ontology annotation, molecular function: RNA binding; structural constituent of ribosome. The coding region runs from base 108 to 761 and encodes 217 amino acids.